AGGUACUGUACGCACUGUCAUUAUUAAUGGCUGGAAGAACCCCACCAGAAGAUACAAGCCGGCCAUUACAGCCAUUAAGGGGACCAUUCUCAGAACCAAGGUCUCAGAGAUGGUCUGCCAGACAGUACCCUGCCAGUCUGGACACAGAUUUAAGUUUGGCUGCUGAGUUGCGCCGAUCUGAAGAGCAGACUGGGCAAAGAUCUCUGCCAAAUAACCUGGUAAUUUUUUUCCAAUCAUUUUGGUUGUUUGGGUAUUAAGCUUUAAGCAGGGCUGUGAUCAAGGGCCAGAGGCCAGGUAUUUCCCCUCUGCCACUACGCUACUACACUACUACUUUAAGAGGUACAAGUAAUAAAAGGAAAGUACAGAAAAUAAAGAACUUUCUUGCUUUUCAUAAACGACGAAUGAACGUAUAUGAGCCGUUGAACUUUAGAAUCACCGUUGGAACGAAGACUCAAACCCUCGGUAAAAUCAACGAAUAACGUUUAGUAAAUAAAUUACAGUGCGUCUGAGGGUUCCACAGGAUUUUUUCAGAUGACCAACUUUAUUUUUAUGCCUGGUGAAAAUUUUUUUUUCAUGAUUCACAGUGCACGUGUAAGUUGCAGCACAGUUUUCAUGUCCAUACAUUAUGUACAAAAAAUAAUCUUACAUGUAAGAUGCAACAUCACUUGGUCUGCAAUAUUAUAAAACAAACAAACUAAUCUUAUAAUAGUGUAAGAGGUCUGUUACCAACAAAAACAUUUUUUGAAACUUUGAUUGGUCUUUGCCAGUCUUCUAGCAAUCUUAAAAAUUAACCAUGUUAGUGUCACAUGUGUACAUCAAAGAUCUUGCCGUAACACAGACCUACAACUUAGGCACAUGUACAUGUAAGAUACAUUGUAGUAUUAUUAAAAAGUAAUAAUCUUACAUGUGUCCAUAUUUUUUGCUGAAUUGGUAGGGCUGGUCAUCCAGAACAACUGCUGAGUCACCAUCUAGCAAGGCAGAUGCAGCCAAAAAGAAAGGCAAACACUUUGAACAAGUGAAACUGCCACCAAAGCAAAGCCUUAGCUCACCUACUUCAGGUGGUGCUGCUCCGUUUACUAGGAAACGGCAUCAUACACCCGCUACUAUUCCAAGAAGACGUCUGCCACCGGGUACUCCUAUUGCUGAGAGAAUGGCAAUGGAAAGUUUGAGGCAACAGCUGUCUUACGAUGACAGCGAGGUCAGUACACCAAUGUCCUCUAUGCGGUGAGCUUGUAAUAACCUUACUUGGCAGUUGUGGGUUGUGAAUGUUAUACAUGUCACCAUGCACUCGUUAUGUACAAUAACACUUUAAAUUACUGUUAAAGAAGUAAUUAAGUAAACUGUAUUGGUUGUACAUGUAAAUGGUUAGUAUUUUAAGGCUCUUUACUGCUUUGCCCAUUGAAUGGCUAACUGAAAUGUGUAAAUUGUUGAGAAAUGAUUUAGUCCAAAAAUAGAAAGAUUAAAAAUGUUAAUGAAAGGAAGAAAAACAAAAUUGAAUGUCCUGCAUGUACAUGUACAUGGACGUUAAACAGUGGAGCAAGAUUGUUAAAUUGUGGAGUAAGAUCAUUAAAUGGCUAAACUGGAAGCAUUAAUGGGUGAAUAGAAAAAGCACUUUCAUGUGUGCAAGCAGGGGAUGAGGUUUGUCUUAUGCACACAACCCGCCUAUUUGUGUUGCUGGGGGAAGUGUAUGUCAUUAGAGAGUUUAAGCUUCACGUAUACGGCAAAAGGCAAAUGUUAGAUUGAAGUCAAGAGAAUGUCUCAAAAUUGGAAAUGAUCAGAUAAGAACAGCUCCAAACAAUUCUUAUGGAUAAAAAAAUUAAUUGCGUGAAACUACUAAUUUAUGUGUAGAAAUUAUGAACUGUAAACAAGAAGUGAAAGGGAAACUUGGUCACGUGGUACAAAUUUGGGUUUAACGUAAAUGUGAUGCUUAACCUCUCUAUUGCAUGACUGAGGGUGGAGGCUUAAUGAGAACUUGCUGAUUCUCAAAAAGCUAGAUUAAAAGAAAAGAGUUAUUCAAUGUUGCAGUGCUUUAGUUCAGUGGAGGGGCUAUUCAGGUACGUGUAUCACCCUCAGGGCUGAAACAAGUUUGUUAGGUGUCCUGGGAAUAGAGGUUGGGUAGGGGGCUGUUGAUCAUUAACCAACAAAGACAACAUAACAAAAAAUUAUUAUCAUUAACUUAUCUCUGUAACAUAAUAUGUUGAAUUCACACAAGUGUAGUACAUCAAUGAAAGUGAGAUAGUUCAGUUAUUUGAGGUGUCCCAAAGGUGAGGUUCCACUGUACAAUAUGAUAUAAAUGUAAUGUAAACAGGGUAGGAAAAAAGAUUGAAAUCCACUUUCCCAGUGGGCCAGUAAAUUUCAUUUUUUACUUAAAUAUUGCAUGCUCAAAGGGAAAGGAAAUGGUUGUAGGGUACUGUCUAUAAUAAGUUAUAGAUUAUAACAAAGUUCAUGAGAUUACUAAACUUAAGUACUUACAUGUAUAAUAAAUAGGCCAGAUACAGAGUAACUUCUGGAUUUGAGCAAUAAAGUUAUUGUGAUCAGAGGAGUAACAUGAGCAAACAAAUAUGCACUUGGAUUUUAACUUGAUUCAUGAAUGCUUCCCACUAAUUGUGUCACUUAUCUUGCAUUCUUCAGUUUUGAAAUAGUUUCUGUCUGGAAAUUAUUAACUACCAAGCUGACACUUCCAGACUGACUCAUGUGACCACUGAGGCUAAUUUCACUUGUCCACUGGGCCACAAAACUGUAAUUUAUACUUGCCUAUGAUCAAAAUUUACUUACCCCGGGCAAUUGGACCUGAGUUUUUUCCUGCCCUUUGCAACCCAAGUUAGAAAUAUGUAAUGUACAUAAUAAAAAAUUGUAAUAGAACACAGUUGUAUUUCUAAAUGGCAUGCAGAUGCAUUGCAGUUGUAAACCAGUAGCGACAUGUAUGUACGAAGCAUUUUCCACACAGGUCAUUAAAAAGUAUUCAAGAUUACAGUCUGCUACAGCUCUCAGAAUGAAAAUUUUGUCGUUCUUACAUAACUUUAAAUUAUUUUUUUAAUUCUCUGUAACUGUAGCCUGUUCAGCAAAGUCCCAAAUCCAGGACAACCAGACCUCAGAAUCCACCCUCUAGUACUGCAAAUAAUGAGAGACCCCUAGCCACACAGUCAAGAGCGCCUGCAUCUGCUAGUCUACCUGUAUUGGAAAUGAAUGAGACUGAAACAGCAAGGCCUUCCACAGAGGUUGCUGUCAGCUCUGUCUCCAAGGUGAACUUUCUUUCACUUUGUAUCUCCCUGGUUGCACUGUGCAUCAUGCAAUAAUUUCACGUGCAAUAUUUGCAAUCUGGUAUAAUUUUUAAAAUAUAUACAUGUAUGUAGGCCUAUAAUAUGUGCAUUUUGUUACAUGAAAAAUUAAUGGUUAUUGACCAUGCUACAAGCAUCCUCCUUGAGUAUCUCUCUAUGUACACUUCUCUGUGGUUCUUCUGCAUGAGGAUAAACAUAAUUCUUUCAAACCCUUUGCAGUUUCAACAGUCUUGAAAAAGAUUAAACAUCAAACUAGUCUUAAUGCCCUUUGUCCUUGAAAACCAUGAAUCACAUUUGUGGUAAUACUACAAGAAUUACAUGUACAUUCACACCUUUAUAUUAUUAUUAAUUUUAUAGGCAAAUACGCAGUUACAUGUAACAUUUUUGUUAUUAAUUUUUUCUUGAAGGUCAACACAUCCUUAAUAAUAUCAAGGUUAAAUCAAGUCAGGGUAAGUGUACACUGCUAAAUACCUUUUGCAAGUAGAAUUUUCUCUUGAUGCCAAUGUAAGUUGUCAAAAAUUUAGUCAAUGCUGAAUCUUUUGCUUUCUCUCUUGUAAGACUCAACUCUGGAUGUAAUUCUUGCCAAAUGCUUCAUGAUUCUUAAUCCUUGAUUCUUGACUCUUGAUUGAAAAUGUACUUUUGAGUUUUUCUGUGCUUUAGUUUGAACUUUAGCCCGUAUUUUUCUCAAAAUUCAAACUUUUUUUAUGCAUUGUGUGGUUUCUGGUAUUCAGUCACUGACAAAGAUUAUUUCAUCAUUACAAUGACGAAAGUGAAUUUUGAUAGUAUGUAACUCAUGUAAGAUUUCAUAUAACGUCCUAAGCCAUUCCCAUGUCAUAAUUUGGCCGCUGAGUCAAUUUGUGGGCAGGUAUGCGUUGCAUGACAUUCGCAGGCAAAAGAGAGUGUAGCACUCGCUUGUGGGGUAGCCAUAAACUUUUCCAUUUUAGUACCCUGGUGUGGAAGUUAGUCAAGGGGUUAAUCUUUUGUUUUCUCUCUUUCAAAGCCCAAUUCUCAUCGGUGACUGUUUCUCAAUUCUUGAAAAUCUAUUCUCGCAGAAAUUUAGAAUCAAGAAUUAAUUGGGAUUUGACACUUCUAACAGACUGUCAACUUACUUUGGACAAUACUGAAUCCUAUAGAAGUACUGUAACUAUAUUUGUGGGGAACAUUGUGGGGAAUAUGCUUCCUGAUGUUGGGUUGGGAAGGUCCUAGAUUUUUUUUAUUAUUUGAUGUACAUGUGGUCUGUUUCUCUGUUUUAAAAUAAUCUCAUAUUAUAAAUGAUUAAAACCUGUAUAAAGACUGAAAUAAUAUUAUUAUGUGUGGCUAUGAUUUACAUGUAGUAUGCUUUGCAAGAAAACUGAAAUGUUUUAAGUUUUGUUUUAUUUUUAAAUGGAAGGAAACAAAUUAAAAAAAAUAAUGUCCUUACCCCUUUUUUUGGUUUAAGGACUUUCUUAGGCAAGCAACAGCUAUGUUUGUCACUUUGCAAAGUAAAAGUGUUGGUGAUCAACAGGUAAACUACUAGCUAUUAAGAUAUUUUGUCCUUUAGUGUGUAAUAAUCAUUGUCAUUGUUAAUUAUAAUUAUUUUAUGUAUUUGUAUUGUUGUGUAUUUAUUUUUACUAAGUGAUUUCUGCCAAUGAAAAAAGUAAUGUUACAUACGUAAAUACUGUUCAUUGUAUGUUGGCUCCUGGUAAGUAAUCUUCACUUUGUAAAGAAUACCUUAUCUGUGAUAACUUGCAAUCAGCUGCAACCAGGCAACUACAUAAGCCUUUCUCCCAAUGUACAUGAUGUAGAAAUCAUUUUGCAGACUCAUCUUUGAAACAAGGCUUUGGUGACAUCAUUCAAGAAAAAAGCAUUCACCAAAAUGCUUUGGUGAACUUUCUUUGUAAACUGUUGGUAUUUGAAGAAUAUAGUAAUUUUCCUGACUAUGAACCAUAUUUGUUUAAAGUCUGUACAGACUAGUGAACUGAGUGAGCAGACAACUAAGAUUGCUAAGCUUAUCAGACAGUUGAAACAGCAAGAGAGAGCUUAUGUUGAACUGCUUGAGCGAUCACUGGUGAGUAGACCUCUUUUGUUUACACACAUAGUGCAAGGUUAUAUGUAUCAAUUACAGUAUAUUAUAUAUGUUUUAAUUGAAGGUAUGACUCUUAAUCACAGGGCUAUCAAUAAGGCCAGUAGCUGACCAAAACCGUCAGCUAGUUACCCAUCCUUAGCCGGCUACUUUCAUCCCUUCUACCAUAAUUGCUAACAAAAAAUAAGCACCAUCAAAUAAAACUGUAAAGCAUAAUAUGUUUCCCAGUUUUGAAAGACAUUGAACGGAUAUUUAAACAGCUUAUUAUCUGUAAAACAUUUGAACCAUGUGAUGUCUUGGAACACCUGGGAGAUUUCGACUGCAUAAUGCCCCCAGUCUUGCGUGUAUUCUGACGGAACAGCAAGGCGUCCAUGGUGGAAAAUACCUAUUGAAAAUCCCUGGAAACACGAUUUCCCAAGACUCUAAAUUUCAAAAUGUUCUUAGAUGCCUCCACCCUUAAGAACUUGUGCCUUUGGUGUGAGUUUCAAGGCCACCUACUCUGCAUUAUCAGCUUCAAGUUGCUACUUAAAACUUUUUGAUAGCCCUGAAUCAUGAUAAUUUAUUAUUCUAGAUGUCCUUAUAAUUAUCGAGAUGAAAAGCUUGAUUUAGUUAUAAUUAUAAAGGAUGGCUUAAGGGAAGAAAUGCAAAGAAAUGUUCAUAUGUUAAGUUUUUUUUAGGCAGUGGAACAUGAUUCUACAUUGGAAAACACACCAUCUGUGAGUCAGCAGUCUUUAACAGAAGAGGAAAAGGUAAACACAUUAAAACUAUAGGUGAUUGAAGACAGAUAUAAACCAUUGUAGCCAUCCAUUAAUACAGAACUGUAAUUAUCGUAAACCAUGACUUCCUUUGUCUUGACUUUUACUUAAUUUUUUUUAUUCUAUGUUAUACUCUAAACUGCAAAGUAUACAGCUGUAUAACCUGAGAGCUGUGGUAUUUAUACAUAUACAUGUACAUGUAAAUGUGACAUGUGAUGUGACAUUACAAUUUUGUAGAUUUAUUAAAUUUACUUUUUCUUUUGCUUUUCAUCAGCAUGCAUACAUGUAAGAAAUGCCAUACAUUGCAUAGCUACUAAUUCUAUACUUGUCCAUGGGGUACUUGACAAUUUUCCUUUUGUGUGAACUUAUUUUUAAGCAGAGUGAAUCAGCAUCCAUACGAGAUGAAGAGCUUCAAGGACUUAGACAACAACAUGCACUGCUAAAGAAAAUGCUUGAACAACAACAGCAGGUACAUUGUUGUAUUACUGACCACUGACAUACCAUUUGUUGUUUCCAAUAAAGAUGUCAUUAAUAGACCCUUCCUUAGGUUCCUCAAAUUUUGACAUGGACCAGUAACAAAAAACCCAGUCAACACUACUGGAAAGAAGGUCUUAAAAUUAAUAAGCUUACCAAGUUUGAAAGUGAUAUGUCUUAAACAAGCAAAGAUAUAGCUGUGAAAAGUCUCUCAAAUUGACAGACGAUUGUUUGUUGGGGGGGGGGGGGGGGGGGGGGGUUUUGUUCCCGCGUUUAUGGGGGGUCUGGAUGGUUUUUGGUUUGGGGGGCUUUAUCUUUUUGUUUUUUUUGAUAAAAUUUUUUUAAGAUUUUUUUUAAGUAUUUUUUUUGAGAGAUUUAAGAAAAAAAAGUUAAAACAUUUAUUUGUAAUCAAGCAAAGAUAUAGCUGUGAAAAGUCUCUCAAAUUGACAGACGAUUAUAUGUUGGUGGGGGGGGGGGGGCGUGAGUUUGUGCCGCCAUUGACAAGCUUCUGUAAGAUUUGAUGACUUUGAGGGGCUAUAUCUUUGUUAGUUUUGAACAAAUCAAUUUCAAACUUGGCAAUUGUACUAAUUUACAAGCACUCUUUCCAGUGGAGUCUAUGUCAACUAGUCUAUGUCAAAAGUUGAAAAAAAAAAAUUUGAAAAGUCUUUUGAACCAGGUUAUGUUUAGUUGGUAGGGCUUUAUUCUGGUCUAUUAUGUUCAUGUUGUGUGUCAUAUUUUUAUGGUUUGCUGCAUUGAAACAGGGUUAACUUGUUGAUAAGUAAUAAUGAAAAUGGAGGGUACUUAGGUGCCAAUUGAGCAAUUUGAGCAAUCAGCAAAUGAAUGUGGGCAAAAUGCCAAUAAAGGGGGGUUACCAUGAUGACCUCCUACAGGUCACCUCCCCUUGGUACCUGUCACACUGAUGUCUCAGUAGAGAAUAAAGAACACAAAAGAACUUACCCUAGACCUGAACAUAGGAGUUUUGAAGAACCAAGAGGCAGGUGGGAGGGAAUGAACAAAAUGCAAAAAGCAGCAAGGCAACUGCAAGCAAGCCACGAGGGAAAAACUACGUGGCAAUGGCUUGAAUGCACAUGCGCAAAGCGAUCACCUGCUGACAACAGGAAAUCUCCCAGUUAACUAUGAUUGUUGUUGAUGUCAUCUGUCUUUAAAACAUUUCAAAAGUUGCUGGGUGAAAACAAUUUUAGUAGGGGGCAUCAAACAGCUUGGAAUUUCUCUUAGUUGUAUUUUUUUUUUCUUUUUUGCUGUCAUGAAUGUACACGCCGGUCAUGUUGAUAGUACAGUUUGUAGCUAAGGAAAAUGCCUGAUCCCCAUCUCUUAAUGACAGCCCUGUCAAAUAAGGAGUUGAAUUUUGUUUAUCUCUUUCAUUUGUGUUUUUUGCCCGUUCAACCUACUAUCACCUGCAUUGUUAGUGUUCAGUUAUUUCCAUGAAUGAAGAUUGAAUUGUCACUAGAAUUUCUUAUGUGAAGAUUUAUUUAUUAGUAUGUGUACUGUGGAAUCCCUAAUUUUGAAAGCACCUGGGGAAAUUGACCCAAUUUAUUGGCAGGGAGGUUUGAGAAAUCAGGGGUAAAAUUACAAGGUUAGGUUUGUUUUAAAUCAUUGGGAAUUUCUAUGAACUGAGCGUUCAAGAACUCGAGAUUCUAUUGUAUCUGAUCAAAGAACCAUUAUCUUGUAUGUCUGUUUUGAUAGCUAAAGGAGCUUCAGAACCGUCAGGCCACCCUUUUGACCCUGCAGCGUGAUGCAGAAAUGCGUUUGGCAGAAGCUGAAGAAGAGGUAAGUCAUUAAAAAUUUUGGUGUGGUGCAGGUUUUAGUGUUAAUAACAGCUUAAUAAUUUCAUCAUACACUAUUGCGAGAGCAGUGCUACGAUAAUUUGCAUUCAUUCUUUGUAGUAAAUAGAAAUUAUUACCAGAUACAUUAUUUAAAAUAUUUCGAAACAGUCUUAAGGUACAGAAAAACGGGCAACAAAAAAUGCGCAACUUGUCUCGCAUCAUUGCUUCAAAACGAGUUGAAUAGCGAUGUUGCGCAUUUCACCACCCACAUCAAACCUGUCUUACAAUAAAUCAGGUUGUCAACAGGUUUGAACAUGGGUGGUAAAAUGCGCAACAUUGCUGUUCAACUCAUUUUGCAGCAAUGACUGAUUGUUGCAAGACAAGUUGCACGUUUUUUGUUGUCCGUUUUUCCAUACCUUUAGCAACAUUAUGUGAGAAGAUUGACAUGCAAGUUGGGUAUCUUACUUGACUUUGUUUUUGUACUAUAAUCAAAGUUGAAACCAAGUGCAAGGUUUAAAAGGAAAGAUAAAAAUUACUAGACCAGUUUGAACACACCAUACCAAUGCACAUUUUGUAUCACUUAUUUACGUACAUGAAAAUUUGCACUCCCAGCAUAGUCAAAGGGAUUAGAGGUAGGUAUAAAGCACUGGGAUACAACAUACAGAUUGUUUUCUUCCAAGGGUCGGCAAAUCUCUGAUGAAGUUGGAGCAGUAGGGGGUGACGAUGCUGGAAUAGGUAACAGCAGAAGAGUGGCUGUGCCUUCUCAAGCUUCUCAGCAAGAGGCAUCUGCAUCUCAAAGAACACUGGAGGUAUUUUAUACUGACUAAUGUGGCAUUAAGUUAUAAGUUAAGGCAUUAAGUAUAUAAGUUAUCAGCAUACACGAUCCAACUUGGAGUAACAUUGCCAAAAAAAAUUUCUAGCAUGCUUAACAUAAAAUAAAUAGUUAUAGUAGUAACUUUUAUUUCUGUCAAAAGUUAUUCAUGAUUUUCUACUUGUAGUACACAAAUUAUGUACACUGUACAGUAAAAUCUGGUACCAUAGGUAGACACUUUUGACUUUCAGGGCACGAAAACGUGUCUGCCCAUGAAAGAGCAGUUUUUGAGUGCAAAGUCCAGGUGUUCCUGGAUUAUCAAGACAUAGUGUAUUUGACAUGUCUCAUAAAGUUUUGUUGCCCAAAUUAAUCAAGUAAAAUUUGCCUGCACUUUGGGCAUAGUAUGGUGAACUUACUUUGUUAUGGUUAUUGGCCAGAUUUGACAUCUUAAAGGGUUGAUUUUCAAAUAAAAAAGUGUUUGUUUUCACUCUUCCUUAUUAGCAGGGGGAGAAGUAUAGAAUCUCCCUUAAAUUGGUGUUGUUUAUUAGAAUUUGGUGAUGUUUAUUGCAACUGUGACAGGGUGGUAGGACACAAUGUUAACUGAUGUUGAUUCUCUUGUCUGACUUUUGUAGAGACCAAGUGUAAGUGGCUUAGAUGACAGUAGGUUUACAUCUGAAGAGCUGGAGCUUAUGAAUCUUCUUCGAAAGCAUAAAGAGAGGGUAAAGCUUUCCCCUGACAUUUUAGCACACAUUUAGUAUCCUGUAUAGCCUUUGAACUGCAAUUUAUUGUCAGAUUGUACAUGUAAUAGAUACAGUAAAUAACUUGUCUUGCUUUAUUGUGUUAAUUAACAAUUGCAAGUUAACUGCAUUACAAAGACAUGUACAAAGUAUAAUAUUAUGUACAAGUACGAUAAAACUAAUGCUAAAAGGAUGUGAAUCACCUUAUCAAAGACAUCCCUUUUUUUAGUUACGAGGGGCAGUACUAGUGCAGCAUAAAAUCCAUGUAAACUUCCAAAACUGAAUGCCAUUUUUGCGACUGCUUGAAGUAAUUUUUUUCCCCAAAUGAGGUAUAGCUUUUUGAAAGGAUUAAAGCAUUUUUGCUUGGGCAGAUUACUGAUUUGGGAAACAAUCUUUGCAGGUUAUUAUUUUUGUUUCAUAAUGACUGAAAUUCAGACCUGGAUGUUUGCCUUUACCUCUCCUACAUUGUUUGUUUUCUUAGUGGAGAGCUGCUGAUUCUGCGGACGAAAAGGAAAGAGAUGAAAGAGAGAACCAAAGGACAAAGAGGACAAACCAUGGUGCAGCAGUUCAAGUAAUGAUAGCAAACUUAGGGGAGAAAAUCCUGACUUCCUGGUUGUCAUGAAUGGAAAACAAUUCAGUUGCCUGUAACUGCCAUGAUCGUAGAUCCACGUCCCCACUAACACUUGUCACAUCAUCAGUUGUGGACAACUUUUUGCCUAACAAGGUGUUUCAAACCAUACCCAAAUCAGAAUAACAGGCCACAGAAAAUGCAAAAAUUUAAGUAAACUUGACUAUAAAACUCCGAUGAAAAUGUUUCUCUGGUAGCCACCUGUACUUCCUUCAAACAUACGUGGCUUAAUUAAUGCAUUGAUUGCUUUUCAAUCAACACCGCCACACUAUGCCAGUCAGAAGCUGUGUUUACGGGUAAUUGGUUUUUGCAGAAUUGUAGGGUUUCCUGUUCCCCUCCCCCCUCCCUUGUAAUUAUUUUUUUUCUUUUGGUCACUCAAACGUUCUUACAGUAACUUGAGUAAAAAUGUUCGCUACACAGACUAAACAUGCAUAGGCUCUGUAUGUUAGUUUAACCGGGACUAAAAUUAAAGAAAAUGCAUACCUUCUUUUGUCUCUUAGGCCAUCCAUCCUGAAGUAAGCGCAGAGGCUGCAGAUAACGAGGUUUGAUACCCCAGCUUUUUUGAUAUUCAAGUGUUAUUUUUUAUGUAAUUAAAUGUGAUGUUUUGUGAUAACAUUAAUUUUUAGACUUAAAAAAAGGGAGAUUAAAACAACUGAGACUCUGCUUAAUGUAUCAACACCCACAUAUAUAAAGUAAAAACACUGUAAAUGUUUGUCCUGCACAAGAACUGUAGUUGGUUGUCAGCUUGAAGUUGUAAGCUUGUGUCCUUUUUCAAAUGAAAUCUUGAUUGUCCUUUUAGGAGGCAGCCUUGGCUCUUGCUAAUGCCACACAAGAGAGACUAGAGCUUGAGAAUAAAUUAAUGGUUUUAGAAGCAAAAAAAGAGCAGAUGGACACCUUGUUAAGAGAGUUGCAGUCACUUAAAGAGGCACAACUAAGAAAAGGUACUUUCGUAUUUUCAAUUUACCUUGAGGUUUCUUUGCUUCUGGCAAAUGUAUAUUAUAGCAGUAGCUUAUAGCAGUCAAGGUACAGAAGCAACAAACCAGCCCAAUUAGGAACAUUUUAACUUGGUUAUUUUUCCAUCUUAUGCAGAAACAAAUUAUCAUCUGUAUCUGCAUUAACUUAGCCUUAGGGUAGCAUCGAUAUUUUGUAAAGUGGAGCUACUGUGUACGUUUCUUAUUGAUAUUAUUUGAAAUUGCAAUGUUUGAAUUAACUAUAGUUCUUUGUUUAUCUCACUUAAGAAUCUCUGGAAGCUGCAGGUGGAACUAGUUCAAGUGUAAAUGUGUCUAAACAAGAAGAAGAUGAGCCACUGGCCACAACUUCACAAAAACUGGAUGACGAGCGUAUUCUGGAGGCUUUAGAAGUUCACGAAAAACUUCAGUAAGAAUGAGAUUUGCUGUUCAUAAAUAUUGAUGCUAAAAAUGUAAUGCUUGCCAUUAGGGACUUUGGUAAAUUAAUGUAACUUGCAAGUAGUCAAAUAAAUUAUUCCUUGUUUGAAACUGUCAGGAUGUUUAUGUUUCAUUGUCUACAGCAGGUUGUAGUUUCACUGUGCCAAUGAUAUGUUCUCAAAGAUCCAUUCUGUAAAAAACAUUAGGUGUUCGUGAGGAGAUAAAAAAUUAUGUACAUACCUUCCAAACAGUAACAACAUUCAUAUGUCAGUAUCUGUACAAUGUUCCAAUCAUGGUUGAAUAACAUGUAUGUUUCUUGCCGUCUUAAUUUAAACAGAAAGCUACAAGAUGUAAGGGAUAGGUUAAAGCAGUUACGAGACUUGAUAGGCCACUACCAGGUAAUUAAAAAGAUGUUUUUAUUGGGCUUUUCCUUUGUUUUUGUGUGCCUGUUUGUUUAAUUUUUUGUACUUUUUAACUCUUUAGAGUUUAUGUUAUUCCAUGAACAUUGACAUUUCCCUGGAUGUGUGUUAAUUGAAUUAAACAUUGUGGAUUGUACCUACCAUUAUAGACUGUUGUUUAGUGUCAAACCAACAGAUGUAGAAUGAUGCAAUAUAACCCACCUGCAGUGUAUUUGUUUAGAUCGCACCCAAUAGCUCUUUGCAUCACAUUUUGUGAAUAACAAACUACCUAACAGUUGUUGGAAUUACACUUUUCUGUCAAGAAUGUUGCACAAGUUUGGUGUUAGUGGUUAAAAGUAGCGAUACCUGUAACUAUGGUGUUGACAAUAACUUUGUCAAUCUCAGAUAAGACAAAACCUACCCUGAAAGUGUUGCCAAAUGGCGAUGAUUGCUUGAAAUGAAAAAGCAAUGAAUGAUUUACCUGGCUCUCCAACCCACUCACACUUUGUUUUUGGAAAACUUAUCCGAUGUAAAAGACUGUUAUGGAACAGAAGCAAAAAGGCAAAAUACAAGAAGUAGAGGGCCAGAGAACUGGAAGAAAUGAAAGUUAUUAAUGUAGUUUUACUGAAACUUGGUCCAACUGUAGGUUACAAGAAUCCAUUUUGAUUUUGUUAGCGUAUAAUCAAAUUCAUAUUACUUGUGAACUGUAAGUUUUGUCCUUCAUUGUCACAGUGUGUGACAUCAGACUAUUGGAUAACCUACAUUUAUGGAUUGGGUAAUGCCAUUUUAGACACCCAAUGUUCCUGUUUGUCAUCAGAAAUGUUCUCAACUAGGAAAUGUUUUUUUUUGCAUAAUUAUAUUAUAUACAUUUUUAUUUAAUUUAUGUAGCCUUCACAAGGUGAGCUAAGCCAGAUACCAGAGGGUGCCCCACAAACUCGCCCUACUAUGGAACAGCUGAGCAUUCCAGUUCAGAGCACUGAGGAGCCAGAAGAACUUGAAGGUGCAGUCGGUGGAGCUAGUGUACCUGUUGAACAGGACACAAGCAGCACUGACUGGUUAUUAAGUUCUGAUCUUGUCGAUCCAGAUCUUUUGGGGAAAAUAAGGUGCAACUCUUUAAGAAAUGUUCUUGUUCUCAAUGGUAAUUGUUCUAAAAAAUUUUAAAUCGGGAGAUAGAAAGUUGAAAAAAUUACAAGAAGACUAAGCCAUAAUGUGAACCACUCUAGAUGAAAUGGAUGGACUCUUCAACCCCUUUCACAAUUUUUCUUCUCUUUUUUAUCUUCCUUUCUUUUCCCCCUUAUCUGGUGUUCUGGAACUGUCAACGAGAAGGAUCAUAGUGUGAUAAAAAAAAUGACUUUAAAGGUGGUCACGGGCUAAAAUUGGGAAUUAAGCUGACCUCUCCUCCUCUGCAUGCUAGAUGUUAGGGUUGAGUAUUACGCUAGUUAUGAUUUGACUUCUGUAAAGUUUUUUUUAUGUUCGUGAAAUGGCUACCAACAGGAAAAGAACCAACUGAAAAUAUUGUUGUCAAGGAACAACAUAUUUUAAAUGCCCUAAGAACCCUAACUUUAUAUACAUGUAGACACGAACACCCAAAAAAUGUGCUGUAAAAUGUGACUGAAAAAAGAUACCUCACAAUAUCCAAGUAUGUGAUACUUUGUUCUUUUCAAUAUUCUCAGACAACUUCAAGAAGCAAGAGCAAGGGUUGCUCACCUAUUCAAACAGACAAAUGAAAACCUUCAGGUUGGUGACAAUGGUGUGAUCAGAAAUAAAUAAUUAUAAGCUUAAACAACUAUAUUUAAACUACAGAGAGUUACGCUAUAAUGAACCCCAAUGAGUUGAAACAUUAGUUUGCUACAUUUUUCUACAAAGCAGGGUGCAAAGAAAAACAUUUUUACAGCUUGCCCAUUUGGGCAAGCUGAAGCUAACAUUUACUAGCCCAAAUAUCAUUUCAACUAGCCCAAAAAACGCUUUGAUGAGCAGAUUGAUUUCACAGGUCUUCUGUAAUUUGAAUUCCUCAAAAAAAUUCACUUGCCCAUCGGGCAAGUUAAUAACAGAAUUCACUAACCCGAUAGCAAAUCCACUAGCCCAAUAAUUAUUGGCCUUUACUCAAGCGAUUAUAGUAAGUGACAAAUACCAUAGUAGUAUAUGCUACAGAUAUUGCAGUAUCACACACGUUUUAUACAUUUAAAUUUACCAUAUUGCACGCAAUUUACACGAGAAAAUUGGGUGUCUUUGCAGUUGGUCCCAUCAAGAGUAAACAAUGAAGAUGUUCAAACACAGACUACUGAAGAGGAAUCUGAGCCAGAGUCACAGACAGAUACUGACGUAGAGAGUGCUGCUAGUUCAAGUGUCAAUGCUUUAGCUUGGCAGGAUGAUCCUGAAUUUCAAGCCAAAGUCAAGUGAGUAAUUCUUUAAAUGCAUUCUUUGAAUAAUGCGAAUGGUUUAGGGAUAUUUUUUCACUAUUUUAGGACAGGGAAACCACCUUGUUUUGUCGCAUGUAUCCAUUUCUGUCUUUGUAAUCGUUCUCUUCUGUUCUUCUGUAAUUUAGGAAACUGAACUCUGCAAAGCAGAAACUAAAACAACUCCAGGAACUUGUGAAAAAGAUACAACAGGUAUUUGCUUUUUAAGGAGAGAAUACAUUUGAUGACGUUAGGGUUAUGUCAGUACUUAACAAUAGAGACACAACGAAAGUACAAUUUUAGUCCACCUGGUUUGGAAUACUAGGUCCAAUUGUAAAUUGUUGUCCUGAGUCUUCCGAUAUUACAGUCUUGAAUGCUAGUCUGUGACCAACUGUUGCCAACUUGUUUUUGGGAAACUAUCAAGGAACUUAGUGUUUUUUGAUGCUGCCAUAGCAAUUUUUGUAAAUCUCACUUUAACAUUGCUUUCUUGGCUAAGAAACUAGAAGUCCCACCGUAAGACCAUCCCCAAUGUAUGCCAGUUGGUCUGUCGAGUGAACCAGUGACUUUCCUGACUGCAAGCAGAAGGCUGUAUAGUCAAUGUGUAUCCUAAAAUAACCUUCCAACUUUACGAUUAUAAUUUAAAACCAAUUCAUACAGCGGUACCACCUGCAGUGCCAGCCUCCAUGUUGAUGUUAUCAGUAUUUGACUGUUUACUGCAAUAAAGGAAUCAAAACUGUGAAAAGCAUAAAACUUUAAAAUAAAUAUACUGGUGGUAUUUCGGAUGAUGUCUGUAGUUCAAUGUGUCAAUGUUAUACUUUGACCAAUUUCGAAAUGACUCAAUCUAACAUGCCACAUGGUUAAUUUCUAGAUUGAAUACUGUUUGGUGGUACACAAUCAUGUUACAUCAAUAUGUUUUCUCUUUAGUUUCCAGACUCAUCACCUGCUUUACCAGCAGAGCUAGCAGAAUUAAGUUUUGAUGAUGAAGACUUUGAUGAUGAAGAUGAUGAUGAUGAUGACGAUGAUGAUGAUGAUGAGGAUGAUGAUGACAGAGAGGGAGAAGAUGAGGAGGAAAGAGGUGAAAGCAACAGAUCUGAGCCUUCUGAUGACAAUGAAGGCGUCGACAUUCAAAAUGAAGAGGAGGAGGUUACUUCAGCUACUGAAGAUGAGGAGGCUGGUGGAGAUUCCACUUCAUUGAUCAGAAACGGGAUGCUUCAGCUUGAUGGUUGGUGUUUAGAUGAAAUAAAGGCUGCCAAAAUGUUUUAAGACCUGCUAAAGUGGCAGUUUUUAUCAUAAAUACUGAUAAAUUUUAUUCUUUUCUUCAGCAGGAAGCGACCAAGAAGCAGUUUAUCAGAGGUACUUGCGCAAACAAACUGAAGAGCUGGAGCAGCUGCAACAAGAAAGGCAGAGGUUACUGGAGAUGCAGGAGGAGCUUACAAGAAUGAGCCAACCCUCCAAACCCCACAUUACAGUGGCAACCCAGGUAAAGAUGGUGGAAUUGUAUUAUAGUUACUAAAUCAGUUCAUGAAAGAUAAUGGUGAUUAGUUCAUUUAGAUUGAGAAAAGGUCAAGUUCAACUUCUUCGUGUAAGGGAAGUCGUGUCUGAUGGCCUGUGACUAGUGGACUUUUUGUUGUGAUUAGAGAAUUCUGUUCUUAACUUUCCUGAUGGGUAAGAAAAGCCCUUGGAGGGAACUCUAGUCACAGAAGUACUGAAAGACAAAUGUUUACAUUCCAAAUCAAGUCAUGUGGAUUGAAAGCUGCUUUUCAUACUGGUCUAAGUGAAAUUUUUACAGUUAUUAUUAAAAUUAAUGAAGCAAGUGAUUACCAAUUAUACUAUUUCACAGUUAAGGGCCUAGUACCAUAGCCUUCAAGUGAAUGCAAGGCUGAGGUUGACCUUGUUUUGAUACAAACCUCCUUUGUUUUCUUAUGGAAGUUACUAGUUAGCAUAAAAACAACAAGAAAGUGUAUACUUUCUUCUUUCCCAACAUACUUUUCUUUCAGUUGAGGUCGGACAAAGGUAUGUGUUGACAUUUCACCGGAUAAUUAAUCAUUUACCACUAAUUAAUAAAUAGAUCUGAACCCUGCUCAACUUCUCCCAUAAGUUCUUAAAAGUGGGUGAAGUGAGCUUCAAUGCAUGAGGUCACACAGUGACCGAGCGAGCGAAAAAGUCUCGAGGUUGACUUGUUUCACCUUAAUGGAUUUGAAUCAUAUAAAUUCAUGUGGGAAAAAAGUGGUUGACAUUAUGCUGUGUCAGGAGUGGCGUGAAAUAUCACUCACUGUCUUACUGGUCAAUUGUCAUGAUGUCACCGGUAGAGUUUUUGACUGGUGAAUUUCAGACCAAACAGGUAUGAAAAGUCCUUUAAAAUGGCAUAACCAACUAGGAAAAAUAGUAAAGGACUUUUGGAAAGUCUAUAAUUUAUCCUGCUCAUCAAAAUUAAUUCAGGGCCAGUACAUGCUAGCUACAUCUUGUCUGAAGCGCUUGCUCUUGAACUUAUUUUCUUUGCACACUGAACUUAAAUGAUAAAUUUCAUUGAAGCCAAUGUCCAAGCUUAAAGUUUUUAACCAGAGAAACGUUUAAUAUUGCUUUAGAUCUAUUCUCCAGUCACAUGAAUAGCUUCGUAGUUCGUUAAAUUGUACAAAUUAAUGAAGAUUUUUCUCGCUCAAAAUAUUAGUGCAUGUCAUAUACUUUGGAGACAAAAAGUUCGGUUUGAUGGUGUUGUUGUUGACGUCCUUUAAUUCGUUUUGUUACAUUUUAGACCACACGAGCACAGGCUCAAAAGCCAGAGACGGGUGGAUCUGUAUUCAGGCAUGAUACUUUCACUAUCAGUCGAGCAGAUGGCUCCAAGAGACCAAUUAUUCAUCGGCCCGUCAAUAGAGAAAUGUCAACUCAGACACCAUUCUAUGGAAGUGAUCUGAGAGCUGCGAGAUCUGUGGACUCAAACGAACCUCCAAGAGGUGAAUUAGUUGGUUUUUUUUUUCUGUGUAUUAGCCGGCAAGGCCUUUUGUUAAGAAAUAAGAUGAUGAAAAUGUGGCAGUGGAUUUUAAGCCUGGUGAAUACAUAAGAAAAAUGUUAUUCAGUUAGUGACACAGGCAGCUUGCCAGUUGGAGGAAAACAUCCGAGUACUCCCAAAAGAAGAGUAUCAGAUCAUUGUAUUGUUAAACUUUUAUUGCAUGUCUACACACACUAGAACAUUUGCUUAAACAAGAGUACGACAUAGACACUAAAACAUGCAAUAUCAACUUGUAGGAACCUUCAUUUGUAAGCUUGGAAAAUAGCUUACAAAGGUUGUAGCACAGCCUUGACCAGAGGUGGGCUUUGAUUAAAAAUUUUGACUAAACUCAAAUCCGUUAUGACAAAACCCUCUGUUAUAACAUUGUAAUUCUUGUCUGCAGGGGUGUGGCACUUUACGUGUAUAAAAACGAUCAUUGUCAAUGUCAAGAACAGUGGUACGCAAUAAUUAGUUGCGUGUUUGCAGUGACACUUUUGCAUAAUAAUUGUUUUUCUAGCUCGUCCUAGUGCAUUAGUUUGGUCAGAACUAAGACGCCAAAGGGAACUGCACGAAGAAAAGCUUAAGAAAAGAAAACAAAGGUUCUUAGAGAAGCGAAAGAAGGCUGGCUUGGAUGAUGUGUCAGAAGGUGGCACCUACUCAGUUCGAAGCGGCAGGAGUGGGGAUAUAGAUGAAGGGUUUGGAGUGAGUAUGAUGAGUGCUGAUAUCACUACAGCCACAUGGGGAGGUUCCACCCAACCUAGCAGUACACAGAAUGACUCUGCAGUGUCAGCUGAUGACUCUGAUGAUGAAAAUCAGGGAGGAGAGGUACGGUCUCAUAAGAACAUGAAUGUAAUGACAUAUAUUCACGUCAGACGAGCAAAUUUCUAUACCAAGCCUCGCUUUGAAAUAUUAAAGUUGCGAAGUUUUGCAUAAAUGAAUUCUAACGGCAGAAUACCCUCUCACAAAGAGUUCAAAGACGGAGAAUUUUGAUCACAAUCGAGGCUCAGUUGGUGGAAUUUAUAAGUCUGAUGUAAACUUGCGUAAGGGUCAUUGCAAAAGAACAGUGAAUCGUAACAUUCUUUUUUUUUUUUACUGCAAGGUAUAUUGCUGCCAUCCUUCCUCAAAAGGCAGUUUGUAGAGCUUACAAUAAAAAAGAACUUUCGUUAACAAACAACAAAAUAACAAAUACUGCUUUAAGUAAGAAUGAAAGUGGGAUUUUGUCCGCAGACUGGAAGUAGAGUUGUAGUAGAAUUACACCCAUGUAUCUGUGUGAAAACCUCUUUUCACAAUGAUUGCUUAUUGCAGAAACUGCAAACAACGACUGAUUUUUUGGGGAUGAACUCAUUCAGAUUCUAAAGUGAAUGGAGGGAAGAAUGGUGUGCAAUCAUCCAAUUCACAGAGUUUUAAACAGGCCAUCUUCUUGCGUGAAUUUGAUUGCCCGUGUGAAAAUAUAAUGUUCAGUUCUUUUAGUCAGCUUUUUUGGUUAAUUGCCUCUGCGAGUGAUAGGCUCAGGGUUGAAGUACGUUUCAAGGUUUUCUUUGAGACAGGUUGUGAUCCACUGCUUUGUAGUGCAUCAACAGAAGUCAUAGCUAUAUUACUUCCUGUUUCCUUUUACUGCAGAUUGCAGUUGAAGUAGAAGAUGAUUUUCCUGAAGGAAUUGUACAAGCAGAAGAAGAAGAGGAAGAGCAGCUAGAAGCAGGAGUGGCUUUCUCUGGCGGUGCUGAGGCUGUGUUCCGGAGCAGGGAACGAGUGCCUCGCAUGUCUGCUUUCAGAGGCAGUGUAGACAGUACCUCCCAAACAAACAGAAGCAAAAAGAGGAAGCUUGAUGGUACAAUCUUAUCAGGUCAGUGUCACAAUUGGUUGGUGGUCUUGAACAGUUCCUUGCGGUCAUGUAUUUUUUAACAAACAUUUCCUAAGUGCUUUUGUUGUAACUCUUGAGCUGUCAUUCUGUGCCCUUAAAAAUUGCUUUUUAUUGACUUGAUCAAACCAGCUCGGAGUGAGUUUUGAAAUCUGUACCAUAAUUGCUUAGCUAUAAAAACCCAACACCCUUUUUGUCAGUAGUUUGAAAUAAUAACCCAAGCAGAUGUGUGAUUUUGGUUCCCAAAGUGCUCUAAAAAAUCUAACAUUUUGUUCCCCCUUAUACGAGAGGAACAUGUACGAAAGUACAAGUACAUGUAGACAGUUAUCUUUUUAUUUUUUAAACACAGCGCAUAAUAAUGGCAGUCCCUUUUCUAAUGUAUUUUUGGCUUCAGAUUCAUACAAGACCUGUUGCACCCUCGUAAAUUUGAAUUGUCAUUUGUUGGGUUGCGUUUUCUGUGAACUUUUCCUUGUUUGUCUCACACAGGCGGAGCCCGUAAAAGAGACCGAGAAAGAGGCCUAACAUUUGAAGAUUGGCCCAGAACUUUCUACUUCGACAGGAAUUCCAGAGGAAGGAUAAGGCAAGAGGUAUAGUCAAGGUUUUAUCAGUACGAACGUUCAACUGCGUUUUCAGACAGUGGAACUCUAAAUCUGUUUGUAAGGUGUUUAGUUUAAAUAGAUAAAUAGUGUUCUGUGCCCAAUUCACACCAGCUAAACAAUUUUGUUUAAUUAAACCAGGUUAUAUAAAAUGAAAAGCAGACAGGUUGAAGCACAGGUUUUUACACAGGAUUCAAAUGAAAUUCAACAUCCUUCACAUGCUUUGUAAUUAGCUGUAAAUUUGCAAUAAACUAAAGUCAGUAAGCCGCUUUUAUAAGGAAAACAAUUUUAAACCGUGUUAAACUAAACAGCUUUUAAACAUGUUAUAGCUUUGGUGUGAAUGGGGCUCCAGUGGGGGCUGUGAGCUGCUUUGAUGCUGUUGACAACAAACAAUGUUUAGAUGUGAGAGUUGGCCAAGUGUAAACACCCUAGAACUUAGCUUUUUUAUACACCUGACCGUUUAAACUCUGCUCUAAUAACCUAUCCGUUUAGUUUAUUGACUUUAACGUAAGGCCAAAGGUAGUAUUUCUUAUCAUGAUAUUCUAUGGAAAUGGCUGUUUUCUAAAGAAUGCUUAUUGGGUGAAGGGAUUUGCAGACCAUAAGCUAUGUUUGUCAUAUAGACUAAUGUACUAUCCUCGUUCCUGGAUGGCGAAGUUUGACACCAACUACCGUUCAUAAGCAGCCCCACCCCACGCCACUCAUCAUCCCCCGCCCUCCGCGGUCAAAGGCCUCUCCAUUGGUCUCUCUUGCUACCUAUAAACAAAAGAAUACAUCCGUUUAUUAACCCUGCUAAAAUCCCUUACGAAGAUGUAUAAAACAGCAGUUUACGGUAUGUUGAGGGGUUUUCUGUCUAACUGAAGAGCUGUUUUUUGUUUCAAGAAUUUUACUCCUGCUGAACAACUCAUCAAAGAUCGUGAACAGGAACAGUUUAACAUGGAGCGUCAGGUUUGGGAGCAGCAUUGUGAACGUCUCCACCAGGAAGUAGCCAACCUUACCACCCUGUGUAAUGGCCUUCUUAGAGACCAACAGAUGCUGGUGUCAACCGUGAUUAGUCGAAAUGUCACAAGCGGUCCGUCUCCGAGCUCGACUGGUUUCCAGAACAUUUCCAGCUCGGGGAGUGGUCUCGGUAAGCUUUUUCUUACAGUAGUCAUUAUAGAGCGUUUUCACAUGACGUCAUGGUACCAUACUGACCAUGUUGGUGUUCCAAACCUAUCCUGUGGGAAUUGAACUCGUCUGUUUUUUGUUGCAAUGAAUUAUCUUAGAUGCUGGCCACAUGAGUAAAAACGCUCUGUAUUCAGCCUUAAAUCGAAAUUUACUUAAAGCAAAGGUCAUCACGCUGGAAAAAGGGAUAACCAUCUUUUCAUUUGGUGACUAUUGUUUCGAAAAGUGCACAGUUAAAGUCAGUAGCACUCCUAUAUAUGUGUGUGUAAAGGUAAAGAAAAGCUACUUAAUAGAGGCCAUUUUGUUACACAAACUCUGAUUUAUUUAUUUGGUGUUCUGGUUGAUUUUUCAGUACUCUAGCCCGCCUCAGGCUUGGUUUUCAAUUGAAUUUAACUCAUUUAAUUUUGAAAAUGUCUUUUGGCCGAAAUGUUUAUCCUUUCAGUGAAGUUUGGUCUUUAAAGUUUCUUAGCUUUUAAAGCUGCUGUGUGUUGUAUCUUGUGCCCACUCUCAUGAAAUGUUCUUUUCAGGAGCCGUUUUAAUUCAUCUGUGCGAGUUUCUUUUUUUGUUUGCAUUCACAUUACAGGCAGUAACCCAUUUGAGCAGUAUCAGCAAAGGCAGCAAGAGGCGUAUCAAGGGCUCCAAAGCUUCUUUGAACAACAGCGCUACAUGCAACAGCAGCACCAUAUACUUCAAAGCCUCAAUCAGUGUUACUCCCAACUUCAGCAACAGCAUCAAGACAUGGCAGUUCUUCAACAGCAAUUCCAGCAACUCUUUUCAUACAACCCCUCUUCGGCUCUCAGUGAAAACUACCCC
Molecule: messenger RNA, 22122 nt
Organism: Porites evermanni
Lineage: Eukaryota; Metazoa; Cnidaria; Anthozoa; Scleractinia; Poritidae
Source: the annotation of a GenBank genome assembly